This is a messenger RNA of Cokeromyces recurvatus, 1210 nucleotides long. RefSeq lists its product as uncharacterized. Gene Ontology annotation, molecular function: metal ion binding. The coding region runs from base 119 to 1063 and encodes 314 amino acids. Lineage: Eukaryota; Fungi; Mucoromycota; Mucoromycetes; Mucorales; Mucoraceae. The transcript has 3 exons. The record is from RefSeq and is a predicted model, not a curated record.
UACUACAACUACAACUACUACUACUACAACUACCACAACUAAUACUAAUGCUAAUGCUAAUGUUAAUAUCACUAAUACUACCGCGAAUACAUUAAAUGAUGAUUUGAGUGUAAUAACAAUGAAACUCUCUGAUAUAACACGGAAUAUACAACAAUCUCAACUUGAUUCUUCUCUUUCAACUAGUCUUUCAUCAACAACAACAGCUAUCGAUCGACCUCUUUCUAUCCUUUGUUCAACUACAAAUUCACUUUUAGAAUCUCGUUUCGAGUACUUUACAGAUGAUGAAUGGCAUGAUGCUUAUCUAAAAUUAAUGUCAACGCUUAUACAAUGCUCAGAGGAUCUUGAGAUGAUGUCUCUUGAACUUCUUAAACUAGAAAAUCAAGUAACUCAACUCAAGAUAAUCGAAAGUGCCAUGUUGGAUGAAUAUGAGGAACACGAAAGGAUCUAUAAAUCUCGACUAGAAGAAUGUGAGGAAAUUUCGAGGCAACAAAUAGAACUUAUACAACGUCUUAUAGAUUUGGAUAAGGAUCUAAUCACGAAUGAUGUAAUAGAAAGGACAAGUUAUUCAGUUAAUAAAGAUGGGGUUCUACUGGUAGCACCUACUAAAAGUUUAACAUCUAUUUGUCAUCAUCAAAGCUUUUUUCAUCGUCAAGAGGCAAUGGUAGAUAAUGUGAUGGCCUUAAGAUGGGAAGCUGGACUUUGGUUAAAUAGUAGACGUCGAGGACAAGUUUUACAUCGUUUUGAAGGGGCCUUAAAUAGUUUAGAAUUAAUCAUUGCUGGAUCGGGGCUUAUUGUUACUCCUACAUUUACGCUAGAAGAUUCAUUUAUACAGUCCAGGAUAAUAAAACAUAUACGGCUUCAUAGACAUCAUUAUGUACUUCAUAUUAAUAGACAUGAUCGUGAAACAAAGUUCAGACUACUAUCUAAAAUACAAUGGACACCUGAUGAACAAAUAAAUCAAUGUCAAUUCAGGUUAUGUACAGUUCAAUUUAAUUUAUUUCAAAGAAAACAUCAUUGCAGAAGGUAUUCUUGUAUGUGGGCAUAUUGUUUGUCAAAGACAUAGUUUAAAUCAACUUCCUUUAUUUUCAUCUCCUGAUGAUAAGAAAGAAAAAUGGUAUCGAGUCUGUGAUGCUUGUUUUCAAGACUUAAUUAUUUCAUAAUACCCCUCCCCGCCCCGCCCUGCCUUCAUUAAUAUAUAGUGUACAUAGAG